AUGAACAGCGCUCCGAGGCCGCGGCAGCGCCGUCGACUUAUCCUGACAUGUGUUGAGUGUCGGAAGAGAAAGCAGAAGUGCGACCGUGGUCAGCCAUGUGCUCAGUGUAUAGCGCGUGGUCCUGAGAGUAUAUGCAUCUAUGAGAAAUUCAAGUCGCCAAGCAAUGCUGUAGCUCGUGCGUCUUCAAAGUCGACCGAAUCGAGUCCAGGCCAAAUCCAGGAUCGCACAUCUCCUUCAAUUCUGCAAAAUGCUCAAGAGUAUGGGUAUUCGGAAUCAGAUGCAUUCAGCUCUAUGGGAAUGCUCACAAAGGUCAUUUCAGGCAUUGAUGAGAUACCGCCGUCUCACAGGCCUGCUGCUCCACAGAUCCGAAGCAAGCUACGGGCAGACUACUUCGGCUACGUCCGCCGACUGCCUGCUAAGACCAACUGUGAUAUUCUGAUAGAUCUGUUCUUCAAAGAUGUCAAUCACUUGAAUGAAGCCCUUGACCAAGUCAUAUUUCGUGAGCAACUAGAUCGCUGGUGGGCAACUGCCCACGAUACAAUCUUUAAGCAAGGGCCGGACGCCUUGCCCCUAGAUUUAUGGUAUUUUCCAGCUUUGAUAUUUCAAGUACUAGGGGUCGCGUUGCAGUUCUUGCCCACUCCGCAUGAUCCGCAACUAGAGGAGCUCAAGUUCACACCCUUACAAACUUUUACCGAGCUGUCUAAAGAAUACUCCGACUGUGGGGAGGGACUGUCAAAUCUCGUUGGAAGACCUAGUCCAACCCUUGUCGCGAUUCAGUCGAGCUUCAUGAAAGAUUUAUGGUAUGCAAAUGCCGGGGAUAUUCUACAGGCGUGGAAUCACUCUGGCCGAACCGUCAAGGAAGCCAUUUCCGUCGGACUACAUCUUGAACCAGAAUUACCGUCGUCGAGCAAGCCCGAUGAGCUUCUGGACGCUCUAUGGAUGAACGAACUUCGAAAGCGUACUUGGUGGAAUAUGUUUGUCUGGGACAGUUUUAUGGCUCUCGAACUCGGGCGUCCCAUGUUCAUCGACAUCAACAAGUGCACAGUCACUCCACCUAUCGAAUGCGAAAUCCCACAAGAUCGGCUAAAAAGGGUCCCAACACCGAGAUCUGAUUCGGACCGGCCUAUCGCUCUCACGGAGCGCAUAUUGCGAUUGAAAAUAUCCCGCCGCUUUGCUGAGAUCAGAGAGCUCGAAAGCCAAGGCUCUGUCCCACAAAACCCCGAGAAGGUCAAGGAACUGCACGACUUCGCGGUGAAGUACCGAGAAGAUCUGCCUACGUUUUAUCGGAAUAUAAAUCCUGACACCAGUUGGGACGAAUUGUGUCCAUUUGUACCGACGCAUCGAGAGUUGAUCUCGUUUCUGACGGAUAGCUUCCUAAUGGCUCUCCAUAGACCGUACAUAUUCACACGGUCUAAGAGUCAGCGCGAGGUAUACAACUGCGCACUUGCUAUCCUCGAUAGCCAAGACAGACUGUUCCAGUUCCACCGCUCUUCAUCGACGCAAUGGUUUAUUGGAACGACCUUCCCCACAUUUGACGCAGCGGUGCUGUUGGCCGUUGUCCUGGUCAGCAACCCGGAACGCUAUCACGCAACGUUCUCUCGUCCAUAUCAGAGUCUUCAACGCGCUCUCGAACGGCUCCAGGCCAUUGGACCAAGCCUACCACUGGCAAAGACUGGCUCGGAGAUUCUACAUAGCACCAUUCGCCGAGUCAUAGAAGCUCAUGAGCGUGCCGGGCCCAGCAUUAUCGGCACUGAAUUACAAAUGCCCAGCACACUAGAAGAUCAAUAUGAAGCUCACAGUGCUCAAUUCACGAGGGUCUCUCCCGAUGCCGAGCCAUGGCACUUCGAGGUCAAGCCUUCUGAGAUGGACUGGACGGGCCAAAAUCCAGAAUUGUUCGACUUUGACUUCUCGAAUCUUGAGGUCCCUAUGCCGUUGAAAGAAUUGCUUCUAGAUGAGGGAAUGGCUGCGAUGUCUACAGAUAUGGACGUGUAUAAUCCCUCGCUGUGGCCACAGCCACAGGGACACCUCGGUCAGACUGAUAUUCCCUUAGAGCAACCGGAGAUGAUGAAUGUGGCGGAUAAUUCGCUUUGGAAUUUCUUGGCUGGUUAUCCUACUUCAUUUGAGGAUGGUAAUCUAUAG
This is a messenger RNA of Mytilinidion resinicola, 2139 nucleotides long. RefSeq lists its product as uncharacterized. NCBI's taxonomy places the organism in Eukaryota, Fungi, Ascomycota, Dothideomycetes, Mytilinidiales, Mytilinidiaceae. The record is from RefSeq and is a predicted model, not a curated record. Gene Ontology annotation, molecular function: DNA-binding transcription factor activity, RNA polymerase II-specific; DNA binding; zinc ion binding. Gene Ontology annotation, cellular component: nucleus. The transcript is spliced from 4 exons. The coding region runs from base 1 to 2139 and encodes 712 amino acids. Gene Ontology annotation, biological process: DNA-templated transcription; regulation of DNA-templated transcription.